CUGCGGCAUGUGACAUAACCGAAAGCGAGAAAAACCAAAACAAAACAAACACGCAUUGGUAGCGGCCGCAAUCGGUUCGCAAUUUACCAUCCUUACCUCACAGUGCACAAUCCAAAGAGAUGGCUUUAGUUCUGUUGCGAAGAGUCCGCAUCACAUCGGCUCCUUUCCUUGGUCUGCAACAUUGCCAGCGAUGUUUUAGUGCUCGGUUGUCGGAAAAUGUCAGCAGCGACCAUGGUACCGAACAAACGAACACGGCUAGCAGCGAUACAGAGCGACUAGUGAAGGUGGCCAUCAUCGGAUUGCCCAAUGCAGGCAAAAGUACCCUCAUCAAUCGACUCAUAGAUCACCGAGUUUGUCCAGUUUCUGCAAAGGUUCACACGACGCGAAAAGCAUCGAAAGCUAUCCACAGCAAGUCCAACUCACAGGCGAUACUUUUCGACACACCGGGGCUAGUGGGCAGCCGGGAGAUGAAGAAACACCAGCUCGACCCACACUUUGUGUCCGCCUGCCGGCAUGCCAUCCAACACUCGAGCCUUAUCGGUGUCGUGCACGAUGUGUCGAACUCCUGGACACGCCACGCGCUCAAUCCGGUGUUGUUGCGUGUGCUGGAAGAGUACGCUCACAUACCGAGCUUCUUAAUAUUGAACAAAAUCGAUACGUUAAAAUCGAAGCGCAUCCUGCUGGACAUCGUCCGCAACCUGACAUGCAAUCGGCUCGAAAGCAUUCGAAACUAUGGCCCACUCGUUCGGCGAAGGAAGAAUAAGGAGAUUUCCAGGGAAAAAGGAUCCCCCACCACCGUGGUUGAGGCUAAGGAGGGCACACCCGUGGAAGGGUGGCCAAAUUUUACGGAAAUAUUUAUGGUCUCUGCUAUGACGGGCGAUGGGUUGCGUGAGGUGAUGGCAUUCAUACACGCCAACUCGAAGCAGCAACCGUGGGAACAUUUGCCGGAAGAGCACACGGACCAAACGCCCGAACAGCUGAUCGUACAGAGCGUCCGUGCCCGGUUGCUCGACUUCAUGCCGCAAGAGAUCCCGUACCUGCUGCAGACCGAGCUCGAGUACUAUGAGGUGGUCGGUGGGAAGAUACUUACCAGCGCCAUCGUCACCUGCCCGAACGAUCGGAUAGCACGGCUGGUGUGCGGAGAGUCGAACGGAAAGCUGCGUCAAAUCAAUGAGCAGGUAACGUCGGAUUUGAUCGAAACGUUCGGCAUGCCCGUACUGCUCACGAUAACGACGCGCGUUCGCAGCAAGGAAACGAAAUCAUAAGCCGUGUUGUGGUUUGUGGUUUUCUCUUGCGACCAAAGGGAUUUUGGAAACGGAGUGAUUGCCGGUAAUGAUUCUAUGGGUCUGAAGAUUUAAAGUACCCCCUAAAAAAGAUAUGCACCGAAUGGAAACAGCAUUGCGGCAUUGUUUCGAAUAAAUCAAUAAAACCACCAACAAAAUUACAUAUAGAGUAGAAGGUUAUCUAA
Messenger RNA from Anopheles stephensi (Asian malaria mosquito), 1468 nucleotides. Its product is annotated as GTPase Era, mitochondrial. The record is from RefSeq and is a predicted model, not a curated record. Gene Ontology annotation, biological process: ribosomal small subunit assembly. Gene Ontology annotation, molecular function: ribosomal small subunit binding; rRNA binding; GTP binding. The transcript has 2 exons. NCBI's taxonomy places the organism in Eukaryota, Metazoa, Arthropoda, Insecta, Diptera, Culicidae. Gene Ontology annotation, cellular component: mitochondrial matrix. The coding region runs from base 120 to 1265 and encodes 381 amino acids.